Ziziphus jujuba (common jujube) is the source of this 3273-nucleotide messenger RNA. RefSeq lists its product as uncharacterized. The record is from RefSeq and is a predicted model, not a curated record. The transcript is spliced from 3 exons. The coding region runs from base 412 to 1581 and encodes 389 amino acids. NCBI's taxonomy places the organism in Eukaryota, Viridiplantae, Streptophyta, Magnoliopsida, Rosales, Rhamnaceae.
CACUAAGCUUUUUCCUAUACUUGUUUUGCUUUCUUUCCAACUAUAUUCUUAAUUUUUUAUAUUGGGGAAUCCUGUAUUAUUUAAGACUAGCUACUACUUUCUAGAGAGAAUCUUAUAGAUAAAAAUCCAUUUUUAUUUUUUUAUAUUUUUUUUUUCUGUGCAACUUGGUAAUCAUCAUUUUGAUCAGAAGCAUCGGCUAUAAUCUUAUAGUGCUGUUUUUUUCUUUUUUCUUUUUUGGGUUUUAUCAUAAUUUUCUUUUGGUGGGUUCUUUUUCUUGGUGAACUAUUAUUAUAUCCAUAUCAGCUAGGUAAGUGGGUAUUCGAAUUUUGAAUUACCCAAAAGUUCUUUAAUUCUUAGUUUGUUUCCAGAUUCUUUAGAAAAUUCUGGGAUCUUGAUCUCUUUGAUAAGAGGAUGGCUUUUCACGAAAUUCAUCCAUGGACAUUGGGUGGUCUUUUAAGAGCCUUCUUUGAUCUUGCUCUUGCCUAUUUCUUGCUUUGCAUUUCGACUUUUAUGUUCUUCGCGUCCAAGUGUUUGAAAAUUGUUGGGCUGUGUUUGCCAUGUCCUUGUAAGGGGAUUUUGGGGUAUCGCAACGGCAAUUUAUGCUGGCACGAAUUGCUUGUCGAAAGGCCUGUUAGAAAGAUCUAUGCUGUUCAGCUUUCUGUGAAGAGUAGGUUCCCUUUCGAUUUGAUUUGGGCUAAGGAUCUAAGUAAGUUAAAUACAAAGUUAAUAGAAGAGGGCAAUUGUGAGAAUGGUUUCCUUGAACUCGAAGGUGAAGCAUGCUCUAGUUCAUAUACGAGUCCAAGAAUGCAAAAUUUGGUUGACAGGGAAGGUGGGUUUGAUGCCAAGGGAAAAAGGAUUAUGAAUCUAAGGCAAAGGUCUGGAUUUCGGCGGCGUAGGAGAGCUACUCUUGAGUAUGGAAAAUUCUCUUCUGCUUCUCAAAAUGAUGGGUUGAGGUCAACUGUUGGUGUUUCCUCUUCCGCAUCUCCUUGUGAUGUCGUUGAAAUUAAAGAUAAAUCCACUGAAAGCUUAACCCUUCAGGAUGAUGUAAAUGCACCAGCUGGGAAAUAUAGAGGUGAGAAAACCUCUGAGGGUAUUGAAUUGAGUGGAUUUUUUGGCGAUAGUAGAGACAUGGAUAAGCAUUUGUUUUCAUUUGGAAAGUACAUAGCUAAUGCUCAAGAAAAUAGACCCAAUCUUGGAUCCGAUACUGAUGCAAUCAGGAUGUUGGAACGAGCACUUGAAGAAGAGAGAGCUGCUUGUGCCGCUCUUCACCUUGAACUGGAGAAAGAGAGAGCUGCUGCUGCAACUGCUGCAGAUGAAGCUAUGGCGAUGAUAUCCCGUCUGCAAGAGGAGAAAGCAUCAAUGGAAAUUGAAUCAAGACAGUACCAAAGGAUGAUAGAAGAAAAAUUUGCUUAUGAUGAAGAAGAGCUAGAUGUUUUGAAAGAUAUCCUUUUUAGGAGGGAAAAGGAAAAUCAUUUUCUGGAGAAGGAAAUUGAAGUAUACAGGCAGAUGGGCAGUCAAAGAACGAUCGGAGUGACAUGUUGGAUGGAUGGAAACCGAUGCCUUUAUCUUUACUUGAUUUAAAUGCAGAUCCACUAUCUACGCAGCAGAAAAUUAUCAAUACUAAAUCAUCCAAUUGUAAGAAAAUGGGAAGCAAAGCAGAUUUGCCUUCAAUUUAUGAGGCUCCAUUGAUUGAGAAACAUGGCCAUCCUAAUGGAUGUGACAUAACUGAGAAAAUAGUUAUUUCAGUAUGGAAGGAAAAUGAACAGAAAGAUAAUGUUAUGUGCCAAGCAAUGACAAGUGAAGCAUCACAAGUUUCUAUAAGCAAUGAAAAAACAAUUUAUUGCGCUGGAGAAGAGCUGCAGCAAGAUGGAAAGCUUAAGGAAAUGGAAAGCUUAAGGACUUCGUAGGCAGUAAGAUGCAAGGUUAAAUGCUUUGAUGGGAUUGAUAGCUGAUAUGCAAGGCAUGACAUUGAUGGUGAAACAGAAAAUUGAAAAGAAGAAAAAAAAAAAAAAAAAAAAAAAAAGGAAAGGAAAGUGGACAAUUUGUUAUGCUGCUAUGGAUGAUUCUUCCGUACCGUCCUCCCACAAUGGAGUUUCUGUACUCUGGUACAGUGAGGUAUUGAAGGAUUGUCUAUGCACAAGCCAGGUGGCAAUUAAACUGACCUAACAUCAUUAAAGGUGGGUUGCAAGCAUUGAAUGAAUUAUAUAUGUGAAACUUUACAUAUUGACUCGGUGAAGAGUUCUUUUUGCUGUAAGUAGUCCUAGGAUGAAGAAUGACUCUGAUGUUGAAUAGGCAUGGAGAAAAUCUACAAAAGCGGUUUAGGAAUUGACUUUUACUGCAGAGUAUCGGAAAAAUGGCCCCCCCCAAAAAAAAAAAAAGGAAGAAAGGAAAAAAGACUUGAGUGUUAUCCAUUGGAAGAGGUAAUGGUUUAGCUUGAUGACCUUAUAUUUAAGAGUGUAGAGAUUCCACGCAACAGGCAUCCUUCAUCUGAUAAGGUGAAACUUGGCAAAGCAUGUGUUGGGAAUCCUUCAAAAGAUGAACAGGGAAAAUACCAGCCAGAUGUUUGAAAAGUAUUCAGAAUUUGUAAAACAAAACUCUACAGUAGUCCACUGUAAAUUAGCCUUGGUAGGUAGUUGGAUUCAGGCUGUUAUGACCACCAAGAAAUAAAUCCAACUUUUGUACAGUCAAAUCUUUAAAAUCUUGAUGAAAGUGGUUUCCAAAGAUGCUGUAUUUAAAAUCAUCUGUCCCACAUUGUCUUGCCUUGGCAGACAGGAAAAGGAAAAUAAAAAAAUAAAAUGUGCUGCCAAAUCAUACCCAUCGUUAUUCUUUAUAGGUGCGUUGGGGGGAGGUUGUAUUUACAGCAAAAAGGGUAUCUAAAAUCAAAUCGAUGUAAUUAUAUAGUCUUUUAAGCUUUCCCUUAAAAUGGAGAAUAGGGCAGCUUUUCUUUUUGCCAUUUUCCUUUUUAUUACAGAAGAGAAUUAUUGGCCAAGGCAGUGUCUAAGAACAAAUCCUAAUCCAAUGUUUUUGUGAGCUUUUUUUGAUUCAACAAAGCUUCAUGUGCUAUCACUUACAGUGGAAAAAGCAGGCCAACUUGCAGUCAUUCUAACGAGCAAGGCAAGCAACAUUCCUAGUUCAUGAAUAUGCUUGUUUUUCGGCCGAUCAAGAAUAUAUUCAAAUUCUUAUUCUUGUAAUAAAUAAAUAUUCGUCCAUUUGAUAAAGUUUCCUAUUUGUUACUAUUAAUGGCCAUUUGAUAAAGUUUCCUAUUUGUCACUA